Lithohypha guttulata is the source of this 966-nucleotide messenger RNA. Its product is annotated as H/ACA snoRNP pseudouridylase subunit. Lineage: Eukaryota; Fungi; Ascomycota; Eurotiomycetes; Chaetothyriales; Trichomeriaceae. The record is from RefSeq and is a predicted model, not a curated record. Gene Ontology annotation, cellular component: cytosol. Bases 1 to 966 code for a protein of 321 amino acids. The transcript has a single exon. Gene Ontology annotation, molecular function: aldose reductase (NADPH) activity.
AUGGGAUCUACUCAAAGAGAAAACCUGGCUGACACGGUUUUCACCUUGAACACAGGCGCAAAGAUUCCCGCGCUUGGUUUGGGAACAUGGCAAUCUGCUCCAGGGGAAGUCAGUGCAGCAGUUGCACACGCGAUCAAGACGGGUUACAGACAUAUUGAUUGUGCAUGGUGCUAUGGAAACGAGGACGAAGUCGGCCAGGGAAUCAAAGAGGGCCUUGAAGCCACAGGGCUUAAGAGGAGCGACCUCUUUAUUACGACCAAGCUGUGGUGCACAUACCACACUCGGGUAGAAGAGAAUCUGGAUUUAAGCCUGAAGUCUCUCGGUCUCGAGUAUGUCGAUUUGUACCUCAUGCAUUGGCCAGUUGCCAUGAAUCCAAACGGCAACGACCCAAAAUUCCCAAAGAAGCCUGAUGGAUCAAGAGACCUGGACCUGGAGCGGAAGCCAGCUGCCACUUACAAAGAGAUGGAGAAACUGCUGCAAACUGGCAAAGUCAAGGCUAUCGGUGUUUCGAAUUUCAGCAAAAAAUUCCUCGAGCAGCUCUUGUCGGUAGUCGACGUGGUUCCCGCCGCGAAUCAAAUCGAGAACCACCCCCUACUUCCACAACAAGAAAUUGUCGAUUUCUGCACGGAAAAAGGCAUCAUUGUGGAGGCAUACUCACCACUUGGCAGCACAGGUAGUCCACUGUUGAAAAACGAGAGUGUAACUAAGGUAGCCGAGGAGACAGGUGUCAGCCCGGGGACUGCUCUGCUCAGCUACCACGUCGCAAGAGGCGUGCUUGCUCUACCGAAAUCUGUCACACCAGCAAGAAUUGAGCAAAACUUCAACGUUGUCAAACUGACUUCUGAGCAGCUAUCAGCACUUGAGAGCGUCUCCAAGGCUGGCACGCAGCGCAUUGUAUAUCCGCAGUUCGGCAUCAAUUUUGGCUUCCCUGACAAGGACUACGGUGCUCCUCACUCUGCUGCUUGA